UGCUAGUGACGUAAACCAUCACUGUAAUAUGGGCGUUGUGAAAUCAACGAGGGUCAACAUGUUCAAUGUCACUGCAUUUUUACAACAUUCUGGGAGAUGUAAGCUGUCUUUAGAUUAACAUAAGAGCAACAUCAGGACAAACGACGAUAUAUCUGAGAUAAAGUUGUGAGCAUCAUCCCUCCUCUUGCCAUCUGUCCGCCAUGUCCACUCAGGCAAGUAAACUGUUUGUGGUAGCGGUGCGGUCUGCAUGUUGCCACCCCAGGGCUCGGCCCACCCUGAAGCAGUCUGCCUCUCCCUGUAGCCCCAGGGUCCUGCUCCAGAGACGGACCUUCAGCCUGGACUCGCUUUCCUCCGGCCCCGGCCGGCCACAGCCUCAACAGGCUAGGACAGACCGGGCAUCCCCCUCUUCAGCCCCAACCCACAGGAACCUGUCUGCUGUGGCUGUCUCUGUCCAGGACCAGAGUCGCCCGCUGGGCAGGUAUGACUUCCUGGACCUAGGGGAGGUAGAGGAGAACACUCAGAGGGCUCAGCUCUGUAGAACCAUCAAAAGGUUCAUCAUAGACCCUGCCCUGGCCAAACUGGUCACUCACCACCUAGGACCUGACCUGGAGGACAGCAAAGCUGUUAUAUUUGAAUGUAAUCCAGGCCCAGGGGUGUUGACUAGGACUCUGCUGAAUUCUGGAGCUCAGAGAGUGGUGACGCUGGAGGGAGAGAAGUCCUUCCUACCUGACCUGCAGGCUUUGGAGUGUCUUCUGGAUGGUCAGCUGGAGGUGGUCCACUGUGAUUUCUUCAAGCUGGACCCUAUGGGCAGAGGCAGCAUGAGACCUCCGGCCAUGUACACUGACAAACUGUUCACUGACCUGGGCAUAUCAGAGGCAAACUGGACCGAUGAGGUUCCAGUGAAGGUGGUUGGUAUAAUCCCCCAGCGCAUUGAGAGGAGUCAGCUGUGGAAGCUGCUGUAUGUCCUGUUUGAUCGGCUCUCUAUCUACCGUUACGGACGAGUAGAGCUCAACAUGUUCAUCAGCGAGAAGGAAUACCUGAAACUAAUGGCUAAGCCAGGGGACAUGUUGAACUACAGAGCGUUUGGCGCUUUAUGGCAGAUGGCAUGCCACAUCGAACUGCUACACAAGGAGCCGUGGGCAUCGUUUGUGACUUCUUCUAAGUACAAGCUGGCCAUUCCAAAGAGCAGACUUCCUAAUGACAACCUGUGUCUGGUGCGAAUGACACCUCGCAAGGACCUGUUCUCCGCCUCGCUGACCCCCUCCAAUGCAGCCACCCUGGUUAUGAUGGUCAAACAAUGUUUGGCCAAGAGGAAGGCCCGGCUAGUAGACCGGCUCAAUAUGUGGAGUCCAGACAGUGGUCCUAAGCUGCUGAAGGAGAUGGGGAUGCAGGAGGAUGUACUGACGGGCCAUGUCUACCCAGAGGAGUACAAGCAGCUGUUUGAACUGGUGGAUAAGUCCCAGGAGUUCACCCAGAGCUGGCUGUAUGAGGAGGUACUGGAGAACACCCAGAAGGAGGGAUGGAUAUAGACACACAGCGCCACCACUAGGAUUGGAGGGGUAGUGCAGCCAGGCUGUCCGAGGCUACAAUUCUAGAUAACCAUAAACCCCCAAGUUGUUGGACUGUUGAACCACUCCCAACGUCAUAGUUUAGGGUGGUCCUGAGCUGAUGCGUUUGGUAUUUGAUCUUUUUAAAAGGGGCUACAGUGUUUUGUCCUGAGCUCUAUGCGAGUGCUGUCCAGUCGAGCCGAAGAGUUGACUGGUGAAAGGCUGCUGCUUCUACCCUCAUAGGACGUUUUCUUUACGGUUGGUUACGGGUAGCAGCAGAAUGGAUACUUUAUUGGCAAAGCAAGGUUAUAAUGAGUCAAGAUGUAUUUAAACCGUUCAAUCACAUUUUGUCACUGUUAUUCAUGGGUUUUUAAUACUAUAGGCUUUUUGCUAACACAGCACAUGAAACUAACUGGGUCAUACUAGUAUGUGUUUCCUGAAACCCUGAUGUUGAAUUGCAUUGAAUACUACAUCGGGCAGAAAUUUGCAUUUUUAAUCACGAAAGUUUCCCCGCAUGACAUCUAAGUCAGAAUGUUGAAUAAAAUAUUUUUAAGUACUUUACUGGUUGGUCCUUUUGGAGGUAGGAAUGUGAGACAAUAUAUCCACAUUAAAGUGAAAUUACAUCAACUUCUCAAAGCACUGGUAGAGCGUUGAGAUUUCUAUCACCUGAAGCAUGCGCAGAACCAUGUGAAGCUGUGCACGAGCUUGGCAAGUAUGCAUGCUUCAGAUGAUCUAAAUCUGAACGCAAUAGCAGAACCAUGUGAAGCUGUGCAUGAGCUUGGCAAGUAUGCAUGCUUCAGAUGAUCUAAAUCUGAACGCAAUAGCAGAACCAUGUGAAGCCGUGCAUGAGCUCGGCAAGUAUGCAUGCUUCAGAUGAUCUAAAUCUGAACGCAAUAGCAGAACCAUGUGAAGCUGUGCAUGAGCUUGGCAAGUAUGCAUGCUUCAGAUGAUCUAAAUCUGAACGCAAUAGCAGAACCAUGUGAAGCUGUGCAUGAGCUUGGCAAGUAUGCAUGCUUCAGAUGAUCUAAAUCUGAACGCAAUAGCAGAACCAUGUGAAGCUGUGCAUGAGCUUGGCAAGUAUGCAUGCUUCAGAUGAUCUAAAUCUGAACGCAAUAGCAGAACCAUGUGAAGCUGUGCAUGAGCUUGGCAAGUAUGCAUGCUUCAGAUGAUCUAAAUCUGAAAGCAAUAGCAGAACCAUGUGAAGCUGUGCAUGAGCUUGGCAAGUAUGCAUGCUUCAGAUGAUCUAAAUCUGAAAGCAAUAGCAGAACCAUGUGAAGCUGUGCACGAGCUUGGCAAGUAUGCAUGCUUCAGAUGAUCUAAAUCUGAAAGCAAUAGCAGAACCAUGUGAAGCUGUGCAUGAGCUUGGCAAGUAUGCAUGCUUCAGAUGAUCUAAAUCUGAACGCAAUAGCAGCACUUUGAAAAGUUGAUGGAAUUAUACUUUCCUGUGGAUAUACUGUCUUACAUUCCUACCUGCAAAAGGACCAACCACAUGGACAACCAGAAAAGUACAUUCAAAUAACAUUUUAUUCAACAUUCUGGCUUGUAGAGGUCGUGAGAGGAAACCUUCCUGAUUCAAACGCUCGUUUCUGCCCGACAUGCAAUUCAACGUCAGGUUUCCAUAUGUGAUUGGUUUCUACCGCUUGAAUUGUUUUGUGUAUAGGUAACUUUUUAGUGUACAUGCAUACCAUGUCUACAUGUAUUGACAGUUCAUUCAGUUAUAUGUACAGUUUUGGGCUAUUAGGACUAAUUCUAAAUGGUAAGUACUAAAAUAUCUGACCAUGGUCAGUCAGUGCCAUUCUGUAUUCACUGAUUGUCAUCAUAUGCCUUAGCAUUCCAGCUGGAUAAAUGAUUUUGUGAUUAGAGUACAUCAAAAAGCUUAUUGCAUCUUUCAUGCUAUAACCAUUGGAGGAAAUGUAAUUAUCAGAAUAAAUGUUUUGAUUAAUACUG
Molecule: messenger RNA, 3494 nt
Organism: Oncorhynchus keta (chum salmon)
Lineage: Eukaryota; Metazoa; Chordata; Actinopteri; Salmoniformes; Salmonidae
Gene: tfb2m
Product: transcription factor B2, mitochondrial
Exons: 10
Coding region: 201-1529 (442 amino acids)
Biological process (GO): rRNA methylation; transcription initiation at mitochondrial promoter
Cellular component (GO): mitochondrial matrix
Molecular function (GO): rRNA (adenine-N6,N6-)-dimethyltransferase activity; mitochondrial transcription factor activity
Source: RefSeq, a predicted model, not a curated record